ACCACAGGGUAUAUAAUGUGUGUGUAUGUGUUGUUGAGUUGAGCGCAGUCGUCUUGUUCUACACCAAGUCAAAACACACAGCAACACUAUGUCGCUCGCCGGCGCCGUGAAAUCAGAGGCCACUGUCUCCGGCUUGUCCGCCGGCGAAAUUUCAAAGACAAGACCGUCAAAGUUAGUUGUAAUAGCUGAUCUCAACGUUGACCCCUCCGAAAUUGAUGACUCCUUGCCUGAUUCUCUCUCCAGGUUUGGUAAUGAUGAAAUUAGUGAAAAUAGAAGUAUUGGAUCGAGUAAAGAUAUGAUGGAUAUGCCUGAAGUUGAAGGCAAACAAUUCAAGAAGUUGGGGAAAUGCCGGUCUAGACUUGGAAAGGUUGAUUUUUCACUAGAUUGUGGAAUGGAAGUCGAUGGUGAUCAGAAUGGGCAAGGCACACCCUCGUCUCGUGAGGAGAAAGUUAGCAGCCUUAGAACUGGCUUAGUGCUUGUUGCACGGAAGAUGCCCAAAAAUGCUCACGCACAUUUCAUUAUGGGCUUAAUGUAUCAAAGAAUGGGUCAACCAGAAAAGUCAGUGUUGGCUUAUGAGAAGGCAGAGGAGAUUUUACUUCGGUCUGAAGAAGAAAUCGACAGGCCUGAACUGCUUUCUCUGGUUCAGGUGCAUCACGCCCAGUGUCUUCUGCUCAAAAGCUCGGAGGACUUUGGUUCAGGCAAAGAACUGGGAGGCAAAGAGCUAGAUGAAGUGAUUAACAGUUUAAAGGAAUCGAUGAAAUUGGAUAUCAAACAAGCAUCUGUUUGGAAUACUCUAGGCAUGAUUCUUCUCAAGUCUGGACGAUUAAAGAAUGCUAUAUCAGUUUUUUCAUCAUUGUUGGAUGUUGCACCUGAUAACUUGGAUUGCCUAGGAAACCUUGGAAUUGCUUAUCUUCAAAGUGGGAAUCUGGAGCUGGCUGGAAAAUGUUUCCAGGAGGUGAUAUUGAAAGACCAAAACCAUCCGGCCUCUUUAAUAAACUAUGCUGCCUUCAUUUUAUGUAAAUAUGGUGCAGUUGUUGCAGGUGCCGGUGCAAAUGCUGAUGAUCGGGCCUCUAGAGAUCAAGUCAAAGCAGCCAAUGUUGCAAAGGAAUGUCUGCUGGCAGCCGUUAAAGCAGAUCCUAAAGCAGCUCAUAUAUGGACAAAUCUCGCUAAUGCAUACUAUAUAACUGGUGAUUAUAGAAGUUCCAGCAAAUGCUUGGAGAAGGCUGGAAAACUGGAGUCCAAUUGUUUGGCUACACGUUAUGCUGUUGCAGUUCACCGCAUCAGGGAUGCGGAAAGGUCUCAAAAUCCUAGUGAACAGCUGUCCUGGGCUGGGAAUGAAAUGGCUUCGAUAAUUAGAGAAGGAGAUUCACUUUCAAUCGAGCCUCCCCUGGCAUGGGCAGGCCUUGCCAUGGUUCACAAGGCCCAACACGAGAUUGCAGCAGGAUUUGAUAUUGAACAACAUGAAUUGGUUGAGGUUGAAGAGCGUGCUCUAUACAGUCUGAAACAGGCAAUAGCAGAGGAACCAGAUGAUGCUGUACAAUGGCACCAACUUGGACUUCAUAAUCUCUGUACCCAAAAAUUUAAAGCUUCACAGAAAUACUUGAAGGCUGCAGUUGCCCGUUUCAGAGGAUGCAGCUAUGCAUGGUCAAAUCUUGGUAUUGCUCUGCAACUGUCUGCGGAGACAGCUUCACAAGCUGAAGAAGUAUACAAGAGAGCCUUGUCACUGACAAGUCAGCAAGCACAUGUCAUAUUUUCUAACCUCGGAAAUUUAUACAGGCAGCAAAAACAAUUUGAAUCUGCAAAGGCAAUGUUCACAAAGUCGCUUAAACUGCAGCCUGGUUACGCUCCUGCAUAUAACAAUCUAGGUCUUGUUUUUGUUGCUGAGGGUCGGUGGAAAGAGGCAAAAUACUGCUUCAACAUGGCUCUACAGGGGGAUCCACUGCUGGAUGCUGCCAAGUCUAACAUUAUUAAAGUAACAGCGAUGUCCAGAGGCUCUUGAUAACAUUUAAUCUGGAAUCUAUAUAGGUUUAACGUAUUGCACAAAGUACACACCAAAAUUAGGGACAAGAUUUUCGCUUCAUGUAAUUUUUUAGUUAGUCAGUCUUCGUACAUACUAAAGACCACAAAUUAGGGACAUGUAUUGUUCUUUAUGUAAUUUUAAUGUAUUAAUUCACUCUUGGUGUC
Daucus carota subsp. sativus is the source of this 2184-nucleotide messenger RNA. Its product is annotated as probable UDP-N-acetylglucosamine--peptide N-acetylglucosaminyltransferase SPINDLY. Bases 89 to 1999 code for a protein of 636 amino acids. The transcript has 11 exons. Lineage: Eukaryota; Viridiplantae; Streptophyta; Magnoliopsida; Apiales; Apiaceae. Gene Ontology annotation, molecular function: protein binding. The record is from RefSeq and is a predicted model, not a curated record.